CGAUGAUUUGGAGGCUACAGUCUACAAUCCUGGCACCAACCUGCAACACACGGCAAGAAGAAAGGUCAUGCGCACUUAUUGAUAAACUCCCACCUCGAAGCAUGUGGAAAUGAUCUCUUGCUGAAUCUCCUAUCUUCUCUCUGAAACCAGCGCAAUCAAUACCAAGUCAGUGAUCAUGAUCGAUCCAAUGCUCCUCCUUUCAGACGUCGGCACCGCCGCAGCUUCUGCUGGCUACGUCCAGAUCACUUUGAUCUGGGUCGUCUAUGCCGUUGCAGUCGCUCUGCUCUUGUCAUUCGCCUGCCUGUUUGUCUACCUCUACCAGACGCACCGAGACCGGUCCAUCUUCGUCACAAUCGUCUGUAUCUUUACCAUCACCUGCCUGCUCGCUACAGUGCUCCUCCUUCCGGUCGAUGUUGCAUUGGUCUCGAGUACAACCAGUUCCACAAGAGGUGUACGAAAAGACUGGGCAAAUCAAGGCAGAGUAGACAACAUCACCUACACUCUCCGAAUUGUCUACUAUCUGCUCUACUCUGUGGACGCCAUACUAUGUCUUCUGGUCGUGCCAUUCACCUACUUCUGGUAUGAAGAAUAUGAUGAGGUAGCUCAAGAGGAAGGAUCACAAACAUUUGGAUCAAGAUUCUGGGGCGCGUUCAAGUUCACCUUGAUCUUCAUCAUGCUCUGCGUUACUUUGUUCGUGGUCGGAUUCUUCGUUCCGGUAGCGCGUCACCGGGAAGGAGCCCAUUUCGAUCUCGAUUUCUUCAAGAAGCUGCUAGCAGAAAACCACGGCGAACGUGCUUUGACCUUUGCACUCGGCCUACUCAUCACCAUCGGCGUGCUCUUCUAUUGCUUCUACACUGCCGCUGGGCUGGCUCUUCUACCUCUUACGCUGAUCAAGACGGCCCCAGGCAUUUCUGCUCCUGCGCUGGGUGAGACCAGCGCUGCCCAAUUGGAAAGCAACCUUGAACGCCAAAGACAGCUUGAGGGACGUGCACAAGGCAACCCAGAUGGGUUGUCAUCCAAAGAUCAACGAGAGCUGGAUGCGCUGGUUAGGGAAGAGCGCACCCUGCGUCGCCAUCAAAGACUGGCUGCUGAAGCAUCAGGAGAGAACCAGAACAUUUUCUGGAAGAUCUGGAUCAAGCUGGAAGCAGUUUUCCGACCUAUCAAGCUUAUCCUAGGUCUUCUCUUGGUGGUCGUUGUUCUGUUAAUCUUCGUUAGCAUGCUCAUCACCGGCAUCGACAAAGCUAAAAACUCGAUUUGCAAACGACACUGUGGUUAUCUCCUGGCGCACAUCAAUAUCUUUCAGCCAAUCAACUGGAUCCUAGUCACGUCGGCCAAAGUUUUCCCGAUCGACUAUGUGAUCUUCCUGCUGUUGGUGAUGCUUUUCUUCAGCGCCAGCAUCAUUGGUAUAGCGACAAUUGGUAUCCGGGUACUCUGGAUCACAGUCUUCCGGAUCCGAAAGGCCCACACAUCACCUCAAGCCUUGCUCAUUGCCACGGUCAUGCUUACGUUGAUGACCCUGGCCAUCAAUUACUCUAUUGCGAUGAUGGUGGCUCCACAAUACGCGACCUUCGGUCCACAAACCUUCUGCGAUCACCCUCUAAAGCACCCUGGCGAACAGCCAGACUGUUCGGACCAUCCGCAACACAUUGUCCCUUGCACUGAGUUAAGUGAUAAUCCUGCGGCGCGGAAUGUCUGUACACCUUCGGUGGUGUCCACCUUCCUCAACCGCGUUACGGUCAAUUUUCCAUUCUUCGGCGUUGUUGACUUCUGGGCACAAUUUGCCUUCUUGGGCAUCUUCAUGAUCGGCUUCAUCGUUCUGCUCUUCCGCACACCGAAGCUGUCCGAUCCUGAGGACGAUGAAGAUGCUCUUGAGGAAGAAGAGGAAGGACUAUUGGCCAGUACCGGCCGCAGGUUUGGCGCAACCUGGCAGGACAUUACCGGCAGAGUAAACCAUCCCAACGGGCAAGGUCAAUCGUGAGGGAGAGGUUCAGGGGCAGGAGUGGACGGGCGAGUAGAUUGUAGGGAUGUUUUGUUGGUCGCGUUGAUGGAGUCAAGAGUGGGAAGCACAACACAAGUACAGGGAACACGCACAAUUUGGGCUCAGGUGUUACGAUUGAUGGACCCUUCAUAUCACGGGUAAUUACUCUUUCUGCACUUAGCGGGGUCUGAAUCAAUAUCAAUUGUGACUGCAAGAUAUCUACUGUUGGCAAACCUCAGAGUAGUCCACCUCCUAUCCAGAGUGAUACAUACAAUAGUGAGGUCACGUGCGGCCAAAGCAAUGGCCUCUAGCAAAC
This is a messenger RNA of Exophiala viscosa, 2294 nucleotides long. Its product is annotated as LMBR1-like membrane protein-domain-containing protein. The record is from RefSeq and is a predicted model, not a curated record. Bases 176 to 1978 code for a protein of 600 amino acids. The transcript has a single exon. Gene Ontology annotation, cellular component: vacuolar membrane. Gene Ontology annotation, biological process: protein localization to vacuole. Lineage: Eukaryota; Fungi; Ascomycota; Eurotiomycetes; Chaetothyriales; Herpotrichiellaceae.